AUGGGAAUAAACUUGAAGCGUUCAUAUACGGGCAGCGUAUGCUCGUUGAUACGGGAAACGGCAGCCAAAAGGAUGCAGACUCAGGAAGCUACCAGAUGCUUCAUGAGUUUCGGCGAGUCUAAAGUAAAGGUGACACGUCAGGUCAACGUAGUUGCAACAAUCGACAACGUCAAACAUGAAGUGACAUUAUACCUAGUUCAGGACGAGUUAUUACUCUACGAUAUUUUAGUGGGUCAAGACGUUCUACAAAGUAACGGUUAUCAAAUGGUAAAUGGAAAGGGGGUGCUACAUCUACAAGAAGCUAAAAGAGUAGACCUUAACGUAUCCAGCGAUUUAUCGGAGCAGGAACGAGGCAAGGCAAUGAAUAUUUUGUUGACUUAUAAAAAUUGUUUUGCAGAAAGUAUCAACCAAAUCGGUAGAUGCAACAAUGCGCAUAUGACGAUAAAAGUUACUGUACCAGGGCCUAUUCUGGGCAAACGUUAUCAAGUUCCGUUCUCACAGCCACCAAUGUUGUCAAAGGUUUUAAAGGAACUGCUAGACAACGACAUCAUCAGUCCGAGUAAUACACCACACGCACCACCUCUUAGUGAAGAAGUCCAACGGCGAAAGUCGAAUGUGUAUUGA
This is a messenger RNA of Bactrocera oleae (olive fruit fly), 624 nucleotides long. The record is from RefSeq and is a predicted model, not a curated record. Lineage: Eukaryota; Metazoa; Arthropoda; Insecta; Diptera; Tephritidae.